Brassica napus (rape) is the source of this 1029-nucleotide messenger RNA. RefSeq lists its product as uncharacterized. The coding region runs from base 1 to 1029 and encodes 342 amino acids. NCBI's taxonomy places the organism in Eukaryota, Viridiplantae, Streptophyta, Magnoliopsida, Brassicales, Brassicaceae. The transcript has a single exon. The record is from RefSeq and is a predicted model, not a curated record.
AUGGACCCUACUUUCACUUGGUGGAACAAGCAUAAACUCGUCCUUGUAGCUAAGAAGCUUGACAUAAGCCUAGUUAAUGAUGAAUGGUACAUCGCGUUUUCAUCCUCUGUCACUUUCUUUGGUAGCCCCGGCUUCUCCGAUCAUGCAGUUAUGUCGAUCACCCUAGAAACCGAGAGGAUAAAAAUCAAGAAGCAGUUUAGAUUUUAUAAUUUCCUCACACACAACCCUAAGUUCUUGGCUGUUAUUUGUGAGAGCUGGUUUUCUUUCAACAUCACAAGCUCCACAAUGUUCAAGGUUUCCAGAAUGCUUAAGCUGUUGAAGAAAGUUAUCAGAGAAUUUAGCUUUAAGAAUUAUUCGGGUAUUGUGAGGAAGACAGAGCUUGCUCAUGAGAGACUAUUGCAGGCUCAUGCCUCACUGUUAUCUGACCCUUCAAUGCAUAAUGCCUCUGCUGAACUUCAGGCGAUGCAUGAAUGGGAAGUAUUUUCAACAGCUGAAACUGAAUUCUUUGUCCAGAGGUCGCACAUUAGUUGGCUUUCUUUCGGAGAUGGUAAUUCUAGGCUGUUUAACAUAUGCACAGCCUCCAGACAUGCCAUAAAUCACAUUCAUUUUCUUACUUCGGAGGAUGGAGUGUGUAUUGAAUCUCAAUCCGGUAUCCAAGAGCUGUGUGUGAAUUAUUUCUCUAGCAUUUUAGGAAGCCCGGUAUCCCAGCCAAUGUUCAUCCAAAGCGACCUUGAUCUUCUCUUCAACUUCAGAUGUUCUGUGCAUCUGGCAGAUAAUUUUCAGAAGCCGUUCUCAGCUAAGGACAUUAAGGGCGUUUCUCUGCCUAAAAAUAAAAUAGGUGGACCUGAUAGUUACUCGGUGGAGUUUUUCACUUCGUCGUGGGCAGUCAUCGGUCCUAAGUUCACAAAAGCAAUCAUGGAAUUCUCUAAGUCGGACAGUCUUCUGAAGCAAUGGAACACAUCCAAUUUUGUCCUUAUACCAAAGAAGCCUAAUGCUUCCCUCACCACGGAUUUCAGGCCCAUCUCUUGA